AUGGAGGGUGGGAAGAUUAUUGCGAACGAUCAAGAACAAGAACAGGAACAAGAACGACGAUGGAGUUUCGUCGUAAAAGACGAAACUUUUUCGUGCAAUCAAUUUCAAUGGCCUGCAAAGAAUUAUUCUUGUAAUUUUUGCAAGAGGGAAUUCAAGUCAGCUCAAGCUCUUGGUGGGCAUAUGAAUGUUCAUAGAAGGGAUAGGGCAAGAAUGAGGCUUUUGCCUUCAUGGAUGGCUGAUAAUUCUUACCCUAACCCUAAUUCUUGCUUCACUUUCAAAUUGAAUUCCAACAACUCUUUGUGUUCCAAUACUCAAGAAGAGAAGAAAGCUUUUGGGAGUUGUUCAUGGAACAAUUACAAGCCCUCAUUCAGCUCUCAAGAUGAUCAUGAUGAUGUUCUUCAUGUUUUGAAGAAGAAAAAGAAGAAAAAUUUAGUGAAUUUAGAGCUCAAAAUGGGGAAUUUGGAAGAUGAUUCUUCAAAUGAAGAUCUUGAUUUGGAGCUUCAUCUUUGA
This is a messenger RNA of Cucurbita moschata (crookneck pumpkin), 510 nucleotides long. Its product is annotated as zinc finger protein 11-like. The transcript has a single exon. Lineage: Eukaryota; Viridiplantae; Streptophyta; Magnoliopsida; Cucurbitales; Cucurbitaceae. The coding region runs from base 1 to 510 and encodes 169 amino acids. The record is from RefSeq and is a predicted model, not a curated record.